CAAUAAUACAAACAACAUCUUCACUCCAAUGUCCCUCCUCCAUUUUUGCUUCCUCGUAGCUCUGGCUCUGGCACUCCUGCCUACCAAGACCCUUGCCCAAAAUGGCACCGCUCCAUGCCCUCUCGACUUCAGCGUCCUCCGGGAGCUGAUCACCAACCGUCCCAGACUGGACGUGGUCACCAAGUGCCAGUUCCUCCGCCGAGGCCUCCAGGUCGUCCAGUCCUACUACCUCAAACACAAUGGCUCGUUCGUGCCCCCACUUAACUCGUCCGAGUCGUGCUGGUCCGAUUACCAGUCCCUCCUCGACGAUAUCGUCCCGGGCUUGAACACCCCAGACUCAUGCGGGUUCAAGACCGAGUGGAUCGCCGAGGGCUGCAUGAACAUCACCACCAGAGCACAGUUCGAAGCCAUAGUCCCCAACCAGACCCUCAACAACGUCGUCAACAACUGUAACCAGUCGCUCGAGAACAACUCCCCCUGCGCCUCCUGCACCACCAGCCUCUCCAGCAUAUUGGCCUCGUACCUCACCGGAGCCACCGUCGGAAACCUCUCCGACUGCACCUCCUACCCGUCGAUUUACGCCGCGGCUUUCGUGAACGUGUACGGACCCACCGACAAGGGAACUGCUCAGUGCCUCUUCGGGUUCAACUUCACGUCCUCGGGCUCGAAGAGUAAUUUGCGGACGGUGGUGAUCUUGGUGGUCUUGAUCGGCGUUGGGUGUUUGAUAUUGGUUGGAGGGGUUUGGUUUUUGUGGCUGCGCAUGACGAAGAAGAAGAGGAAGAGAGAACAGGGAAGGGAUUUGGCGGUAAUCGAGUUGGGAUCGAAUUCGAGGUUGGAGUCAAUCAGCGAGAGCACGACGCUGGUGAGGUUCAAAUUCGAUGAGAUUGAGAAAGCGACGAAGAAUUUCUGUAGGGAUUCUCUAAUUGGGAGGGGAGGGUAUGGGAAUGUGUACAAAGGGGUUUUGACAGAUGGGUCCGAGGUUGCGUUGAAGAGGUUUAAGAAUUGCUCUGCUGCCGGGGACGCGACAUUCGCGCAUGAGGUUGAGGUUAUUGCGAGCGUGCGGCAUGUCAACCUCGUCGCUCUAAGAGGGUACUGUACCGCCACGACGCCGUUCGAGGGUCACCAGAGAAUAAUCGUGUGUGAUUUGAUGAAGAAUGGGAGCCUCCAUGACCAUUUGUUUGGGUCUUUUGAGAAGAAGAUGAGUUGGCCACUUAGGCAGAAGAUAGCGUUGGGGACUGCCAGGGGAUUGGCUUAUUUACACUACGGGGCUCAACCGGGGAUUAUACACAGGGAUAUCAAAGCUAGUAAUAUCCUUUUAGAUGACAGCUUCGAGGCCAAGGUGGCGGAUUUCGGCCUUGCAAAGUUUACUCCGGAGGGAAUGACGCAUAUGAGUACAAGGGUGGCGGGGACGAUGGGAUAUGUGGCUCCUGAGUAUGCCUUGUAUGGUCAAUUGACUGAGAGGAGUGAUGUGUACAGUUUUGGGGUUGUGCUUCUUGAGCUUUUGAGUGGAAAGAAGGCACUCAUGGCGAGCAAUGACAGCCAACCCGCUCUGGUGACCGAUUGGGCAUGGUCAUUGGUGAGGAAAGGAAGAGCUUUGGAUGUUAUUGAAGAUGGGAUGCCGAAGUUAGGUGUGCCGGAAGUUGUAGAGAAGUAUGUUUUGGUUGCUGUUCUGUGUUCUCAUCCGCAGUUAUAUGCCAGGCCUACAAUGGAUCAGGUUGUGAAAAUGUUGGAAACAGACCUGUCUGUUCCCUCGAUCCCGGAACGACCAAUUUCUCUUUUAGCUGAUAUUCAUGAUAUUGAGAGAUCCGCCAGCAGUAGCGGCUCAGGUCAGCUCUCUAGCUCAACUGGGCCAACUGGCUAUCAGCCCUAUACAAAAACAACAGGAGGCAUAUACAAAAACUAGUUCACAUGAAUCACAUAUUAUAUUUAUGGCUAGAAAUCAAAUGAAGAAAGAGUUCAAACUUCACAAUCA
Molecule: messenger RNA, 1972 nt
Organism: Corylus avellana
Lineage: Eukaryota; Viridiplantae; Streptophyta; Magnoliopsida; Fagales; Betulaceae
Product: putative LRR receptor-like serine/threonine-protein kinase RKF3
Biological process (GO): protein phosphorylation
Molecular function (GO): ATP binding; protein kinase activity
Source: RefSeq, a predicted model, not a curated record